This is a messenger RNA of Caenorhabditis elegans, 1493 nucleotides long. RefSeq names its product 26S protease regulatory subunit 6A (gene rpt-5). Gene Ontology annotation, molecular function: ATP hydrolysis activity; ATP binding. Gene Ontology annotation, cellular component: cytoplasm; proteasome complex; nucleus. Bases 18 to 1310 code for a protein of 430 amino acids. The transcript has 4 exons. Lineage: Eukaryota; Metazoa; Nematoda; Chromadorea; Rhabditida; Rhabditidae. The record is from RefSeq and is marked reviewed.
GCCCCAGAAGCAGUACAAUGUCGCAAACACCACCGCCAAAAGACGGAAAAAACCCAGAGGCAAUGGAGGUGGAGGAUGCUAUUGAUGAGGAGAUUCUGAAAAUGUCGACGGAAGAUCUCAAAAGCCGUACCCACUUGUUGGACAACGAGAUUCGUAUUAUGAGAAGUGAAGUUCAACGUAUCAAUCAUUCUGCAACCACUCUCAAAGAACGGAUCAAGGAGAAUACUGAACGUAUCAAAGUUAACAAAACUCUUCCGUACUUGGUGUCCAACGUUGUCGAACUUCUUGAUCUCGAGGAUAAUACAGAAGAAGAAGGCGCAAAUGUUGAUCUCGAUGCCCAAAAAACCAAGUGCGCAGUCAUUAAGACUUCCACUCGUGCCACAUAUUUCUUACCAGUUGUUGGACUUGUCGAUCCAGAUGAGUUGAAGCCAGGAGAUCUCGUUGGUGUCAAUAAGGAUUCAUAUUUGAUUCUUGAAAAAUUACCAGCAGAAUAUGAUUCUCGUGUGAAGGCUAUGGAAGUUGACGAACGGCCAACUGAACAAUAUUCCGAUAUCGGAGGAUGUGACAAGCAAAUUCAGGAGCUGAUUGAAGCUGUUGUGCUUCCAAUGACUCACAAGGAUCGAUUUGUUAAUUUGGGUAUUCAUCCUCCAAAGGGUGUGCUCAUGUAUGGACCACCAGGAACUGGUAAAACGAUGAUGGCCCGUGCGGUUGCUGCCCAAACUAAAUCAACAUUCUUGAAGCUCGCAGGCCCACAACUUGUUCAGAUGUUCAUUGGAGAUGGAGCCAAGCUUGUUCGUGAUGCUUUUGCUCUUGCUAAGGAAAAGGCUCCAGCUAUUAUUUUCAUUGAUGAGUUGGAUGCCAUUGGUACGAAGCGAUUCGAUUCAGAGAAAGCUGGAGAUCGUGAAGUGCAACGUACCAUGUUGGAACUUCUUAAUCAACUUGAUGGCUUCCAACCAAAUGAUGAUAUCAAGGUCAUUGCUGCAACGAACCGUAUCGAUGUGCUCGAUCCCGCUCUUCUUCGUUCUGGUCGUCUCGAUCGUAAAAUUGAGCUUCCCCAUCCGAACGAGGAUGCCCGUGCCAGAAUCAUGCAGAUUCAUUCCAGGAAGAUGAAUGUCAACAAGGAUGUAAACUUUGAAGAACUGGCCCGCUGUACCGAUGACUUCAACGGAGCACAAUGCAAAGCGGUUUGUGUUGAAGCUGGAAUGAUUGCUCUUCGACGAGAUGCUACUGAGAUUCUUCAUGAAGACUUUAUGGAUGCUAUUCUGGAGGUCCAGGCAAAGAAAAAGGCGUCCCUCAAUUACUACGCUUAAUCCUUCACUCCCGGUUGUCACUGUGUUCCCUUUGAAUCGCUCCCGAAUUUUCUCACGCGAUUUUUUCUUACUUUCAUCUUUCGUAUUCUAUUCCCACCCCUCUCCUGUUUUUAUUGAUUCAUCCUCGAAGUGCGUGGAUUCCUAAUUUAUUUCCGAUCAAUGUGCAUAAAUGGUCACUCUUCG